UUUAGUCCACUUUUAAAACGAUAUUCAAAUUGCUCCAAUCUUGACUUAUCAGCAGACAGGAUGGGUGUACAGGUAUAAUAGUUGUUAUGAUCUGGCAUGCAAAUUCUGUGGAUCUUUCAGAUGUGGAAAUGAAGAACUCAUGUGGAUAAAUGUGGAUAGCCCUUUUCUUUUUGCUCCUGUGUGUGUGGGCCACAAGUUUUUGAACUGGUAAUUACUCUCAACUUUAUGUUGCUGCACACAUUUGUUUGCUGACAAUCUGUGUGUCAGGCAUUGGUUUUGGCUUGUCUUCUUGUGUGGACUUGAAUAAUUUUUUGUAAUGAUGCCAGACUGCAAAAAUACAUGUCCAGUGUAGCAGCAAUGUGGCUGCAAUGAGUUCAAGGCACAUAUGCUGUCAGCACAGGCUUUCAGAGUUUGGUGCAAGGUUACCAUCAACUUAAGCACGAAGAAAACUAAUUUUUCAAGGCAUUAUUUUGUUGCUUAGAUAAUUUCUGGCUAAAAUGCUUGAUAAACAUGUUUCUCACAAAAAUAGUUCAAAAUCAAUGUCAUUCAGCCUGGCCUGAGUAUGGCACGCAAGAGAGAGGUUCAGUGUUCCAAUACCAGACACAGAUGCCAUAAUGUGUCACCUGGGCAGCAUGAUGAGGCUUUGAGCGAGUUGGCCCGCUUCCUGAAGGUUGAGGCCAGACAAGAUGUGAAGGCUGCUGCUCUGCAGCAUGUUCUUGGUCUGACCGGCUCGGACGCCGGCUGCCGGCAGCUGAUGGCCGCGCCCGAACUGCUGCUGGCGGCGCGGCCCGACAGCGCACUGGCCGACCCCUGCUGCAUGACGCUGUCGAACCUUAGCCGCGCGCCGGCGCCGUGCCGCGAGCUGUGGCGCCGCCUGGAGGAGGGCCCUGUCACCGUGGACGACCUGGUGACGGCCCUCUGCCAGCGCGACUACAACACGGCCGGGUGUCACCUGAACUACCUGGGGCCGCUGCUGUCCAACCUCACCCAGCUGCCCGAGGCCCGCCGGUACAUGCUGAGCAGGGAUCGAGUGCUGUUUCAGCGCCUGUUGCCCUUCACAGAGUACAAGGAGUCACUGGUGCGGCGAGGAGGCGUCGUCGGCGCCAUCAAGAACUGCUGCUUCGAAACAGAGAGCCACCUGUGGCUGCUGGGUGACGAGGUGGACCUGCUGCCGCGGCUGCUGCUGCCGCUGACCGGCCCGGAGCCGUACGACGACGAGGACAUGGAACAGCUGCCCGUCGACUUGCAGUACAUGGACGAGAGCAAGACGCGGGAGCCCGACGUCGACAUACGCCGCAUCCUCCUCGAGGCCAUGACACAGCUGUGCGCGACGACAGACUCGCGCGAGCUGGUCAGGGGCAAGGGUGCCUACCUGAUCCUGCGCGAGUACCACAAGUGGGAGACGGACGAGGAGGCGCUGCGGCUCUGCGAGGAGCUGGUCAACAUCCUCAUCAAGACGGAGCCCGAGAUCGGCGUGGACAACCUCAAGGCGGUGGACAUCCCCAGCGACGUGGCCGCCCGGCUGGACCAGGUCACGUGACCACACAGGCCGCACGGACGCCUUCUUUUCAAUAUAUUUACAACAACUUGGA
Pollicipes pollicipes is the source of this 1592-nucleotide messenger RNA. RefSeq names its product protein HGH1 homolog. The transcript has 8 exons. The record is from RefSeq and is a predicted model, not a curated record. NCBI's taxonomy places the organism in Eukaryota, Metazoa, Arthropoda, Thecostraca, Pollicipedomorpha, Pollicipedidae. Bases 563 to 1540 code for a protein of 325 amino acids.